Molecule: messenger RNA, 2158 nt
Organism: Asparagus officinalis (garden asparagus)
Lineage: Eukaryota; Viridiplantae; Streptophyta; Magnoliopsida; Asparagales; Asparagaceae
Product: subtilisin-like protease SBT5.3
Biological process (GO): proteolysis
Molecular function (GO): serine-type endopeptidase activity
Source: RefSeq, a predicted model, not a curated record
AACGGAGAUAAAGGAGAGAAAAAAAAAAGAAAAGAAAAGAAAGAAAGAAAGAUGAGUAUUGAGAGAAAAAGCUCUGCAUUCACUAUCUUGCUCUCUUUCUUCCUAUUUUUCUCUUCAACUUUUGCAGCGAAAAAGCCUUAUAUUGUGUAUUUGGGAGGGCACUCGCAUAGCAAAGAUGAGAUCUCUCCUCUUACUGAUGAGAAAGUUACGAAUACUCACCAUGAAAUCUUAGGAUCAGUCCUUAAAAGUAAAGAGAAGGCCAAAGAUGCAAUAUUUUACUCAUAUACAAAAUACAUUAAUGGGUUUGCUGCCAUUCUUGAAGAGGAUGAAGCAAUGGAGAUCUCAAAGCAUCCAGGGGUUGUUUCCGUAUUUCCAAGCAGAGCAUAUAAGCUUCAUACAACUCAUUCAUGGGAAUUUCUUGGGCUUGAGAAGGAUGGAAAAGUUCCCAAGAAAUCUCUAUGGACGAAAGCUAAUUUUGGUGAAGAUGUGAUCAUUGGAAAUCUAGACACCGGUGUGUGGCCAGAAUCUGAAAGCUUCAAGGAUGAUGGUAUGGGAUUUAUCCCUUCAAGAUGGAAGGGCGUAUGCCAAAAUGACUCCGAAGAGAAAUUCUCAUGCAACAGGAAGCUCAUCGGCCGGUACUUCAACAAGGGCGCCAUCGCCGCCGGCGAAAAGAUCAACUCCACCUUCAGCUCGCCGCGUGACACAGAGGGACGGACCCACACCCUCUCCACCGCCGGCGGAGGGCCGGUCCCAGGCGCCAGCACCAACGUUCGCAACGGGACGGCCAAGGGCGGGUCCCCCAGGGCCCGCGUCGCGGCCUACAAGGUCUGCUGGCCGGCGGGAUGCUACGACACCGACAUCAUGGCCGGGUUCGAGGCGGCGAUCCACGACGGGGUCGACGUCCUGUCGGCGUCCAUCGGGGGGGCCGUAGCGGACUACUUCCGCGACGGGAUCGCCAUCGCGUCGUUCCACGGCGGUCAGGAACGAACGGUGGUCGCGUCGGCGGGUAGCGUCCUUGAUCCGGGUUCGGCCACGAACAUCGCUCCGUGGUUGAUAACCGUUGGGGCGAGCACGAUGGACAGGGAGUUCUCUUCUUACCUCUCUAUUAACAAGAAGCACUACAAGGGGCAGAGCAUGUCUCUUAGCUCUUUACCCGGCAACAGGUUCUACCCAAUGAUCACCUCCUCAGAUGCCAGAUCAGCCGAUGCGCCUCUCAAUACCUCUCAGCUGUGCUUCAUCGGACAUCUCGACCCAGAAAAAGUGAAGGGAAAGAUUGUUGUGUGCCUCCGUGGAAUCAACGCGAGGGUCGACAAAGGGGUCGCCGUUAAGCAGGCCGGAGGAGUCGGAAUGGUCCUGGCGAACGACGAGAGCACCGGAGACGAGCUCAUCGCCGAUGCUCAUGUCCUUCCGGCUGUGCACGUAUCUUAUUCCGACGGUGUUCAAGUUUUCUCCUACGUCAACAACACCCCGGACAUAACGGCACCAGGGGUGAGCGUCAUCGCUUCGUGGACGGAGUACGUAUCGCCCACCGACACCGAUGCCCGACCCCUCAAGUACAAUUCGGAGUCGGGCACCUCCAUGUCGUGCCCCCACGUAUCUGGGGUCGUCGGUUUGCUCAAGGCCCUUCACCCUGACUGGAGCCCCGCCGCGAUCAGAUCAGCGAUCAUGACUUCUGCAAGAGUCAGGGAUAACGUCGGGGUUACUACGACCUGGCCGCGAACGACUACCUCAACUUCCUAUGCUCCCUCGGCUACAACUCGACUCGACGGUCAAGAAGUCGUGCGCCCCCGCACGUACUACGCGCGAGUGAACGCUCCGUUAGGGGUAACGGUGACGGUGGAGCCGUCGACGCUGGAGUUUAGUAAGGUGGGGGAGGAGAAGACGUUCGAGGUGGUGCUGAAGGCGAAGAAGGGUCUGACGGCGGAGUAUGCGUUCGGGAGGUUGACUUGGUCUGAUGGGGUGCACCAUGUGAAGAGUCCUAUAGUUGUGAAUGCGAAAAAUGGUUAGGUUUUUUUGAUAAAUUUAGGGGGUAGUUUCCAUUUUCUAUUGUUUUUUUUUAAUUUAUUUUAGAAGCAAACUAUUGUUUUAGUUGAAUUUAGGGAACAUUGUCUUUUUCGGUAUAUAGAUUCAUCAAUGCUGAAGUAGAAAGUUGGAAGGA